AUGCUGGCUAUUAGUGCGGCGCUCAUGGGAGCAGAUGAAAUCCUGGCUGUGGACAUUGACCCAAAUGCAAUUGAACAGGCCCAAGAAAAUAGAGAUGACUUUGAAGACAGUCUACCGAUAGAUUUCAUUCAACAUGACAUCUGCUCUGCACCUGAUUGCUGCCCAGUCACUUGGGCAGACGUCGUUGUCACGAACCCGCCCUUUGGAACGCGCAGGAAAGGAGCAGACGUGGCUUUUCUGCAAACAGCUUUUUCAAUUGCAGAGACUGCAGUGUACUCGCUGCACAAACGGUCAACAAGACAGCAUCUGGAAAAGGUUGCACACAGGGAUCCAAGGGUUUCAAGCAGCAACGUCAUUGCUGAACUGCGCUACAACCUCCCUGCUCUGUACAAAUUCCACAGGCAUCGAAGGACAUAG
Ostreobium quekettii is the source of this 417-nucleotide messenger RNA. Lineage: Eukaryota; Viridiplantae; Chlorophyta; Ulvophyceae; Bryopsidales; Ostreobiaceae. The record is from the annotation of a GenBank genome assembly.